Molecule: messenger RNA, 1728 nt
Organism: Exophiala mesophila
Lineage: Eukaryota; Fungi; Ascomycota; Eurotiomycetes; Chaetothyriales; Herpotrichiellaceae
Exons: 6
Coding region: 102-560 (152 amino acids)
Source: RefSeq, a predicted model, not a curated record
UCCGCUCCUGCAAUACACAUCGCUCACCUCGCACACAAAUUGUCCGAACAAGUUUCAAUCAAAAAAAAAAACACAUCGAUUGUUCUGCGGCGUGCAUCACGAUGGGUGUAAGACUGCUCGGCCGCUAUACAGUUGUCCCUCGGGACCUGUUUCGGAUAAGCGCUGGAUCAUUGACCAGACUGCGUGACAAAUCGUUGCGGCCUGGAGCUCCUUCUUGGGAUGUUAUGACCAUCGAUGGAAAGGUUCAACCACUGGGAAUGACCAGUGACUGGUAUCAAAGGCCCAAUGGUGCAUCUUUGCGACCGAAUACGAAAACUCAGCAAUCCCUGGUACGCAGCUUUCGGGCUCCUGUAGUAUUGGUAUACCAUAUUCUUCAAGGCACAACUCUCCCUGAGGAUCUCAUUCUCAUACAUGAGCGAGGCGAACAUUAUUCUUUACAAGCCCGUCGUGACAUGACCUUGGACGAACUUAACUCGGAAGUUACUUCCUUUUUGAAUGACGAGGCCAUCCGCAUGACUAAAAAAGAAUGGCAUGCCAAAUUUCCUACCAGGACGGACUAGUAGGAGGAGAGAGACGACAUGGUAGCGGAAGUGUAGCAUCGUUCAUCUCUCAUCUCCUGUAUCCUCUCCAUAGACGCAUCUGCCACUAUUCAGUGGCUUCGGGGUAUUGCUUUUGCCAAUCCUCCUUUGUCAAGGCACUCGCCUGACUAGUAUAGAAUGCAUAUACUCGGACUUUAGUGCCUUUGAAUUCUUGUACCAGCUUCUGCUGGACGGAGGUAUUGGCUCGCAUCGAAGCCCCGUUUGGUCCUGUCGUAACGUUUACUCUAGCCCGGAGGUCUUGACAUUCACGACUUACUCUGGUAGGUUUCACUGGUCAUUGCAAUUGGCUGCACUACUCCAUGCUUUAUUUUCACAUCAUAGGCCCCAGACUCUCGCCUGGGAUCGAAAUCGCGGAGCUUUAUCGUUGGCCGAUUGCUCAGCCGGAAGAGGAGUUUAGGGAAAGUAGUGUACCGUGCGAUCAACUUGGACAUGGUGCUGAUUCGGACUCAAAUAGACUCUACACGAUUGGAAAAUAGUUGAACGUGCAACUUGUUUCGCCUGGUGACCUUCCUCGACAUCUACCAACAUCUCUAGUCUCACCGGGGCAGUCGCCGUCCUGUGAUCGGCCCUUCCUUUGAUAGUGGAAAUGCAUUGGCAAGGCAGGUCUAGCCUCUCAUAUGAUCAGUCACUGGCUCUUCCCACCAGAAAACGGCCGAUAUUGUCGACUGCUUCAGUUAACACUCUAGUAGAGACCCUGGUAAGAGCCCUAUGACCCAAUACUCUGCCUACCACAGAAGCGACGCGUGCACCUGCAUGUAGAUCUGUGUCACCUUAGAGCUCAGUCCAAAUAUGGGGCUCUUCAUCAGGAGUGGCAUCGGCGAAAGCAUUCUUCUGAUACCAGUCCCCAGCAUCAAUAAUUGUUGCAUAGGCACUGUAGAAUUCGUCAAGGUAUUCGUUCAGCUCUGGACUGGGUUGUCAGCGCCCAAAUGCAUCGUAAUUGCGAGAGGAUAUGGGGAAGAUUCUGACCGGCCAAUCUCCGAGGAGGGACGGGUUGUAACGCGAAUUGCGAGUCUUGUUGAAGGAGUUGAAGUGACUCUGGAACCAUGGUACCUAAGUGUUGUGAGCGAUCCAAACCCGUAUCUUGCUGAUUUUACUCUUCUUGCUUUACCUUUGGCCAAUCGAACAAAAA